This is a messenger RNA of Pneumocystis jirovecii RU7, 426 nucleotides long. RefSeq lists its product as uncharacterized. Gene Ontology annotation, biological process: positive regulation of transcription by RNA polymerase II; transcription by RNA polymerase II; negative regulation of transcription by RNA polymerase II. The record is from RefSeq and is a predicted model, not a curated record. Gene Ontology annotation, cellular component: nucleus; negative cofactor 2 complex. Gene Ontology annotation, molecular function: core promoter sequence-specific DNA binding; transcription coactivator activity; RNA polymerase II general transcription initiation factor activity. The transcript is spliced from 3 exons. Bases 1 to 426 code for a protein of 141 amino acids. NCBI's taxonomy places the organism in Eukaryota, Fungi, Ascomycota, Pneumocystomycetes, Pneumocystales, Pneumocystaceae.
AUGACUUCACCGCCAAAUAAAUCAAUUUACAGGUCAAAGUUUCCUAUUGCAAGAAUUAAAAAAAUAAUGCAAGCAGACGAAGAAGUAGGGAAAGUAGCACAAAUUACACCAGUAAUUGUUUCUAAAGCUUUAGAACUUUUUAUGGAAUCAAUUGUAAAUGCAACAAUACAACAAGCUCGUGCUAAACAAGCAAAAAAAGUAACUGUUUUGCAUAUGAAGAGUGCAAUUGAAUCAACUGACCAAUUCGACUUCUUAGUUGAUAUAAUUAAUAAACAUAUAAGUACAAAAAAUCUUGAAAAAGAUACAGGACAUGGAACUGAAAAAAUACAAGAAGAAAAAAGCAGUACAAGUAACACAAUAAAUCAUACAGAUGCAUCACUUCAAAAAAAGGUAUCUAAUAAAGAUGAGAAGUAUAUUAUAAUGUGA